This is a messenger RNA of Acanthoscelides obtectus, 539 nucleotides long. The record is from the annotation of a GenBank genome assembly. NCBI's taxonomy places the organism in Eukaryota, Metazoa, Arthropoda, Insecta, Coleoptera, Chrysomelidae.
AUGGUCAGGCGUACAACUAUAUUUGGAAAUGUCAAGGCCAGCUUGUUCUGUUCCGCUAGUGCCAGAAGACCUGAAAUUUUCCUACUCUUUUGCCUGGGGCAUCUUCGUUGGAUUGUGGAAAAAAAUUUCGUAGAUAAUUUCCUGGGUCAUUCUUGUUGUGAGUGCGUAGCAUCUUUUUUUUGUCUACCUUGGACCCGAGACAUUCUACAAUUUGUAGGAUCUUAUUGUCUUCAGCCACACUUUUAUCAGACGGAACCACGUGAAAAACCCCCUACCCGACAUCAUCUAGGGUUUUUAUUUUGGGGGAAUCUUCGCUACUGGAGAUCCAUUGACACGUUUUCUACCGGGGACCUCUUUCCGAACAGAGACCCCUUUUUCCACCAUAGGGAUUCUUACGUCAUCGGUUUUGAAGCCUUCCUCGCCCAUUUUUAAUUAGUUAGUCAAUAAGCUUUCGCAUUAUGGCUGGCUUAAAUUUUUGUCGUUAGCCGUUAGUAGAUGUAAUAAAAUGUAUUGAUGUUAAUUUUGGCAAUUAUUUACCC